AUGCCAAUACUUCAUUUGACCUUGAUGAUUUUCAUCGUAAAUUUAAACCAACAAGUUACUCUCAAACGUAUUUUAUACAAUCAAACAUUGAAUGUCGAAGAGCACAGUACGGUUGAACUUGACUGUCGAAACGAGCGACAAUUAGUUGCAUGGAGAAUAAGUUUACAUCACGAUGAUGCCUAUCGGUAUUACUACAUCAAUUCCAAAUCACGCAACGAGUUUUCACUGAAAAAUGAAGUUGAAGAGAAACCACAAAAUGUCAAGUUUGAUCACAAUCAGUACACAAUGAUAAUUUCUAAUGUUCGUCAAUGGAUGAAUAUUGCGUUCGAGAAUAUUCAAUGUGUUUUAUAUGAUAAUGAAACAAAUCUGUUUGAAAUUAUGGUUUUCGAUUUGAAUAUUUACGGUGAAAAACAAAGUUUCCACAAAAACUCUAUUUUAUUCUGCUAUUCUACUCUAGUUUCGCCCUUUUCAUUUUCAUUAAUUAUUAACAAUACUCUUAUGGAAAAUCGAUCGAUAUUUUGGUUUUCUCCACCUCAAUAUGUCAACAUCACGUGUGAAAUCUAUUCUUAUCCCAAAUCUCAACUACAACUUCAACUAAACGAUCAAUUAAUCCAAAACCAAUCUGAUCACCUUAACACAUCAUAUAUCGGUUAUCAAAAGAAUCGUAGCAUCGCAAAAGGAAUAUCAGCCAAUUUGCAGACAAGCCGAACGAGCCAAGCUACGUUGUUUAAACAAUCGGACAGAUUUCUUCCAGGUUUGUGCUUAGCUGUUCUUUCCAUAUAUUAUGUAACACAUUUUUCAAGCAGUUGUCUCGAAAAAUUAUCGAGGUUCGCAGCUAAACUAAACGAUGAACCGUCACAAGGGUUUCGCGUUUGUUUAAUUCUCAUUUUUAUUACUAUUUUAAUUAUUGGCUUCAUUGGCAAUACUCUUGUUCUUCUCUCUGUUUCAACCAAUCACAUUAAAAUUCGUCGAUCAUCUACAAAUCUUCUUCUUGUCAAUAUGUCCUGUGCUGAUUUAGUUAUUCUUACUUUCAAUAUCCUCGACGUAGUUCAAUUUUCCUACGAUCGAUUCUGGCCAACAGCUUGGUACCUUGGCUUGUAUUUAUGUAAGAUAGUUCGCUUUUUUCAGGUUCUUGGCUGUUAUGUGAGUGUUCAAACAUUACUUGUGAUCAGCAUCGAAAGAUAUAUCGCCAUCGUUCAUCCUGUGAAAAUUUCAUCGGUUAAUCGUCGUAAACGUCUUUCAUUGACAUUCGCUUUGAUAUGGUUGAUAGGGGUUUUAAUGGCGUUGCCAAAUCUAUUUUUAUUGACUUUGCACGAGCUUUACAAUCGUCCCGGAUAUUUCAUCUGUGGUCUUUCCGAUCGACCGAAGCACUCGACUUGGAUCUUAUUGUAUAAAUAUGUCGAAUCGAUUUUGUUCUUUUUCAUACCGAUUUUUGUACAGGCAACACUUUACAUAAUUAUUUGUCGAAACAUCUUUAUCGUGGAUCGUGCUGUUCAAGCCAAUUGCCGCAGUGAGCAAUUACAGCAAAGCUCAAUUAGUGAAUCGCAUCGGCAAUACUCGGGUACAAAGAUGAGUUCAUUAAUGCAAACGCCAUUGCAUGAUCAUCAUAUGAGUUUGAUUCCAAUGAGUUCCCCACGUUCCCAAACACAUCUUAUGACAAUAUCUAAUUCUUCGCAGAAAAACAGCGAUACCGCGCGAAAGAACGCCAUUAUUAUGUUAUUACUCGUUGCCAUUCUCUAUUUCAUUGCAUUUUCACCGGGACAGAUUAAUUUCGUCUAUGCUCAAAUCAAUCAAUUGCAUCAUUUGUACGAAAAUCUAAAUUUUUUCGCCAUAAAUUCAACAUCAUUCUGCGUAGUUUAUGUCCCAUAUGUCGCAUUCACGCGCGACGACACAACAAUUUCCCGAUGA
Molecule: messenger RNA, 1908 nt
Organism: Adineta ricciae
Lineage: Eukaryota; Metazoa; Rotifera; Eurotatoria; Adinetida; Adinetidae
Source: the annotation of a GenBank genome assembly